AUGCCAGUCUCUACCAAGCAAGUCGCACUCGUGGUCGGCGCCUCUCGAGGCAUUGGUCGCCAGAUUGCUAUCGAUCUGGCAAAAGAUGGCUACGCAGUCAUUGUAGCCGCAAAAUCCACCUCGGACGCCUCAGCCACGCACCCCUUCCCCCCCGACCCCAACUCCCUCGCCUCCACCAUCUCCACCGUCGCCCGCGAGAUCCGCGAAGCCGGCGGCGAAGCCACACCGGUCCCCGUCGACACGCGGUCCUAUGCCAGCAUUGAAUCGCUCGUGGCGCGCACAAUAGGCACGUACGGGCGGCUCGACGUGGUUGUGUACAACAGCGGGGCCAUCUGGUGGUCCUCUGUUGACAAAACGCCCAUGAAGCGCUUCCAACUGAUGCAGCGCGUCAACGUCGAGGGCGCAUACGGCGUCGUGCAAGCCUGCCUGCCGCACUUGCAGCAGCAACCCCCCACCGGCGAGUCCAAGGGCCGCAUCGUCAUCAUCAGUCCGCCCAUCUACUCGCGCUUCUUCCGCGGCAAGACGGCCUAUGCCAUGGGCAAAGUCGCCAUGUCCGUGCUGACUAUCGGCCUUGCUAUGGAUUUCUCCCGUCAAGCCAAAACCGACAUGGCCGUCACUAGUUUGUGGCCUGCGACUGCCAUUCAGAGUGCCGCCACCGCCAAUCUGCCGGCCGAUGAGGCGAGCGACUUGCGGACCCCGCAUAUCUUCUCCGAUGCGCUUAGGGAGAUUAUCAAAGCCCCCGUCCAACAGGUCAAUGGGAGGUUGUUGCUGGAUGAGGAUUUUCUGAGGGAGAGAGGUGUCACCCAGUUUGACCGGUAUAGUCUUGUGCCGGGGACGACGCCGAGGAGGAUUAUGCCCCAGGAAUUUCCCGAUUUGAGGGUGAAGGAGCAGGAUGACGAGGGGAGGAGGAUGGAUAGUACGGUUUUGAGGGCUAACGCGAAGUUGUGAGGGGUUUGGGCGGGUGGUGUAGUGCAAUGUGUGGUUGUUGUUGCAUUUUUUUGGUUUCAUAUAUGGCUGAACCGAUGUAGAAUAUACGCG
Bipolaris maydis ATCC 48331 is the source of this 1038-nucleotide messenger RNA. RefSeq lists its product as uncharacterized. The record is from RefSeq and is a predicted model, not a curated record. Lineage: Eukaryota; Fungi; Ascomycota; Dothideomycetes; Pleosporales; Pleosporaceae. Gene Ontology annotation, molecular function: oxidoreductase activity.